Saccoglossus kowalevskii is the source of this 1266-nucleotide messenger RNA. RefSeq lists its product as uncharacterized. Lineage: Eukaryota; Metazoa; Hemichordata; Enteropneusta; Harrimaniidae. The record is from RefSeq and is a predicted model, not a curated record.
AUGAAUAUUCAUGUCAUUACCUUUACCGUCGUUGAGUUGACUCCAAGUGGCUUUAAGUGUAGACAGUUUCCUCGUCUUACAGGUGCUGGAGGUGGUAUAGCCAUCGUUCAUAAAACUACCGCAAAAGUAAAUACAUCGUGCUCGCAAACAUUUUCAUCGUUUGAGUGGUUAGAGAUCACUGUUGAUUCAAAACAUGGACGUAUUAGGUACAUUCUCAUGUACCGCCCGCCUCCCAGUUUUUCUAAUAAACUGACAUCUAAUGGAUUUUUAUCGGAUUUCUCGGAUCUUCUAGACAUUUACGUUUUGGAUACUACACCAAUCGUCUACCUUGGAGAUUUUAACAUUCAUUUUAAUAAGCCAGACAAUCGUGACACCUGCAGAUUUCUGGAACUUUUAAAAAUGCAUGAUUUAGUGCAGCUAGUAGACAAACCUACCCAUCGUUCUGGUAACAUUUUGGAUUUAAUUAUUACCCGUGAGAAUAUUGUGUUAUCAUUGGAAGUGAACCAGGCCGCAGCAAUCUCUGAUCACUAUCCCAUUUUCUUUAGUUUGUCAAAUCAUCAUGAUAAUACAUCAAAUCGUACCAAAAUUACUUAUCGCAGCUUCAAGAACUUUGAUAGGGAUAAUUUCGCAUCUGAUCUACUCGAAUCUGGGUGUACUAGAACAGUUGACCAGGUAGAUUCUACAGCUAAGUUACGUAUUUUCAACACUGCUGUAUCGGAAACGCUUGACAAACAUGCCCCCAUGACUGAGAAGACUGUUCACGUUCGUGUGGCCGAGCCGUGGAUAAAUGUUGAUAUUUACCACGCCCGCACUGAACGCCGUAAAGCUGAACGGACGUGGCGGCGAACUGGUUUAACUGUCCAUCGCCAAAUCUACAAAUCUAAACGAAAUAAAGUUAAUGAUCUUAUUGAUGUAUCACGUAGGAGUUAUUUCGCUGAUAAGAUCGCGGAUUGUAAUGGUGACCAAAGAAAACUGUUUUCCAUCGUAAAUGGUCUUCUAGGCUCGACAAAUAAUUUGAAUGCGUUGCCGAUUCACGAUAACAAAAUAAAUUUAGCGAAUCGUUUUAGCAUGUUUUUCGUGGAUAAGAUUAAGAAAAUCAACCAAGGACUAAAUCUAAAUUUAUUGAAUGGAAACCGUUUUAACGAACUGCACAAGUUCUCUGGUGAUGAAUUGAAAUGUUUUGAACCAGCCACGGAGGAUGAAAUAAUUAAAAUUAUAAAAAAAAUCGUCGUCGGUUUCGUGCGAUUUGGACUGUUUACCCACUAA